Penicillium riverlandense is the source of this 2379-nucleotide messenger RNA. Its product is annotated as GH92 family glycosyl hydrolase. Bases 1 to 2379 code for a protein of 792 amino acids. The record is from RefSeq and is a predicted model, not a curated record. Gene Ontology annotation, cellular component: cytosol; nucleus. Gene Ontology annotation, molecular function: carbohydrate binding; peptide-N4-(N-acetyl-beta-glucosaminyl)asparagine amidase activity. The transcript is spliced from 2 exons. Gene Ontology annotation, biological process: glycoprotein catabolic process; protein deglycosylation; protein quality control for misfolded or incompletely synthesized proteins. Lineage: Eukaryota; Fungi; Ascomycota; Eurotiomycetes; Eurotiales; Aspergillaceae.
AUGCAUACCCUAUAUCGAACCAUACUCGGUUCGUUGACCCUCCUGCACCUACUCUGGACAGCAAGCGCAGCCAAGGAAGACCUCCACUAUGUCAACCCCCUCAUUGGCACGGACAACGGCGGCAAUGUCUUCGCAGGAGCAAGUUUGCCCUACGGCCUCGCCAAGCCCGUCGCCGACGUAGCAGGCCAAAACACAGGCGGCUUCUCGACCGAUGGCAGUAGAGUCACCGGAUUCUCACAUAUGCAUGACAGUGGCACGGGCGGCAACCCCUCACUGGGCAAUUUCCCCUUGUUCCCGCAGUACUGCGCGGACAAUGUCGUGGAUAACUGCAAGUUCCCCAUCACCGCACGCGCAGUGUAUCACAAUAACCAUACCGUGGUGUCGCGGCCGGGGUAUUUUGCGUUGACCCUUGAGAAUGGAAUCCACGCCGAGAUGACCGCGGCCCAUCGCGCGGCGUUGUAUCGGUUUACCUUUCCCGCUAAGUGCGCAGGCAAUGGCGAUGCUCUUAACCCGCUGAUACUGCUGGACUUGACGGAUCUGUGGGAGAGUCGUCAGAAUGCGUCUAUUGCCAUCGACCCGCACACGGGCCGGAUCAAGGGGAACGGCACGUUUCUGCCCAGUUUCGGGGCGGGUUAUUACAUGUCGUACUUUUGCGCCGACUUCGCAGGCGCGAAGGUGCGUGACAGUGGCAUCUGGGUGAACGAUCGGGCGGGCUCAGAGCCAAAAGAGCUGUUUGUUACGCGAGGAUUCAACAAUUUCUAUCUCCAAGCUGGAGGGUGGGUUACUUUUGAUUCUCCCGAUAGCGGAGAGGUGACUGCGCGCGUAGGCAUCAGUUAUAUUAGCUCCGAUCAAGCAUGCGCGAAUGCCGAGUCUGAAAUCCCCAGCCCGCUUGACGACUUUGAGCGGCUGCGCACAGAGGCCGAAGAGGCAUGGGCGGAGAAGCUGAGCCCGAUCAAGGUUACCCCUGGAGGUGUUAGCAGUUCCCUGCUCACCAGUUUCUGGAGUGGGAUCUAUCGAGCCAUGCUCUCUCCGCAAGACAUGACGGGUGAGAACCCGCUGUGGCAGAGUAGCGAACCAUACUAUGACUCCUUUUAUUGCAUCUGGGACCAGUUCAGAGCCCAGAUGCCCUUCCUCGCGAUUCUGGACCCUUCUGCGCUGUCGCGGAUGGUCCGCAGCUUGCUUGAUACCUACGAGCAUGAAGGAUGGCUUCCUGACUGCCGCAUGAGUCUCUGCAAGGGCUGGACGCAGGGCGGGUCCAACGCGGACGUGGUUCUCGCGGAUGCAUUUAUCAAGAAUAUUACGGGUAUUGACUGGGAUCUGGCAUACAAGGCAAUGGUCAAUGAUGCCGAGAACGAGCCACUGGAGUGGGAAUACGAAGGGCGAGGAGGGCUUCAGAGCUGGAAACGGGUCAAUUACAUCCCCUACCUAGAUUUCGACUAUCUCGGCUUUGGCACCAAUUCGCGCAGUAUCUCGCGCACUCUAGAGUACGCGUACAAUGACUACAGCCUGUCUGUGUUGGGCCGUGGAAUCGGGAAAAGGGAGUAUACCAAGUAUCUGUCGCGGUCGAAUAACUGGCAGAACCUUUUCAAAGAGGACCAGACAUCGUACCUGGAAAACGGCACGGACACGGGCUUUGUGGGAUUCUUUCAGCCCAAGUAUCUCAAUGGUACUUGGGGCUAUCAGGAUCCAAUUGCGUGCAGUGCGCUGGCUUCCUGGUGCUCGCUGACCUCUAACCCGUCGGAGACAUUCGAGUCCAGUGUGUGGGAGUAUCUUUUCUACGUCCCCCACGACAUGGCAACAUUGAUCAAGCUCCUCGGUGGCCCAGAAUCAUUCGUCUCCCGACUAGACUACUUCCACACCUCCGGACUCGCCGACAUCAGCAACGAACCCGUCUUCCUCACAGUCUACGAGUACCACUAUGCGGGCCGACCGGGUCUCUCCGCAGCCCGCGCGCACACCUACAUCCCGUCCUCCUUCAAUGCGUCCGAAACCGGCCUACCAGGCAACGACGACUCCGGUGCAAUGGGCACCUUCCUGGCCUGGAGCAUGUUGGGUCUCUUUCCAAACCCAGGCCAGAAUGUUUACCUGAUCAUCCCGCCCUUCUUUGAGGCGGUCGAGAUCACACAUCCGGAGACGAAUAACACAGCUACGAUUCGGAAUGUCAAUUUCGAUAGCUCGUAUCGUAAUAUUUACAUUCAGAAUGCUACGCUGAAUGGCAGACCCUAUACCAAGAGCUGGAUCGGGCAUGAGUUUUUCACUCAGGGUAUGACCCUCGAGCUCACCCUCGGCGAGACGGAGAGUGAUUGGGGCUCACGCAAGGAGGACCUGCCGCCGAGUUUGAGCGAUGCGGUGGCCGGGAUGGGUGUACAUUGGGUAUAG